This is a messenger RNA of Boleophthalmus pectinirostris (great blue-spotted mudskipper), 1313 nucleotides long. Its product is annotated as histone PARylation factor 1. The transcript has 8 exons. Gene Ontology annotation, biological process: DNA damage response; regulation of protein ADP-ribosylation. Gene Ontology annotation, cellular component: nucleus. Gene Ontology annotation, molecular function: poly-ADP-D-ribose binding; histone binding. Bases 86 to 1126 code for a protein of 346 amino acids. NCBI's taxonomy places the organism in Eukaryota, Metazoa, Chordata, Actinopteri, Gobiiformes, Gobiidae. The record is from RefSeq and is a predicted model, not a curated record.
AGGGCAGCAGUACGCAUCACAGUGACAGCUCUACUUGACUGUUCAGGGAGAGGGCAGAGGAAGUAGACGCUGGAGCGGAGGAAACAUGGCAGGGCGCGUAAAAAGAAAAACUAAACCUAUUCAGGAUUGCGUUACAGAGAAUGGAAAACUGAAGAAACCUCGCACGAAUGAACUGAAAGACCUUCCCACAUCAACUAUAACUUGUCUACAACGUGAUGAAAUAAAAGAACUUUACAGUCUGGAAAUGCCUGAAGAUUUGUACCACUUUUGGGACUUCUGCAAGGAACUCUGUCCAGACAACCCCCGCGGUGCAUUAACAGAGAUUCUCGGGUUACAGCUGGUUGGCCCUUUUGAUGUUCUGGCAGGAGCUCACAAAAAACUAAAGACCAAGCCAAACUUAAAUCUUCAUUGGCGAUACUUCUAUGAUCCACCAGAAUUUCAGACUAUAAUUAGAAGUGAUUGCAGCCAGCUUCACUUUGGCUAUUACAGAGAUUCUCCGGAUGCAUUUCCAUCAUUCGUCGGAGAGAAUGAUGCCAAGAAAGGCUGCACUAUUACACAGAUGGGGGAAAAUGUGUUUGCUGCUGUUUAUUUGUUUCUACAGCGGAAAAAGAAAGAGAAAGGAAGUCAGAAGCCAGGUUUGGAAAGCCUUGAGGAAAAUCUACAAGACAAAGCAGACAUUCUGGGGUUUUCACUUGAGCAGAAAACCAAAGACAUGAAGCAAAGAGAUAAGAAGGUGGUCACCAAAACAUUCCAUGGUGCCGGCAUAGUUGUCCCAGUUGAUAAGAACGAUGUUGGAUACAGAGAACUACCGGAAACUGAUGCUGGGCUUAAGAAGAUCUGCAAAGCCAUUGCUGAAGCCAAAACUGAUGAAGAGCGAAUUAAAGCAUUUGGGCCUAUACAAGAGAUGAUCACUUAUGUGCAGUUUGCUAAUGACGAGUGCGAUUAUGGCAUGGGUUAUGAACUGGGAAUGGACCUUUUCUGUUAUGGAUCUCAUUAUUUUCAUAAAAUUAUCAAGCAGCUUCUCCCAAUGGCCUACAACUUACUGAAGAGGAGUCUGUUUGGAGAAAUUGUUGAGGCUCAUCUCUCAAACCGUAGUCAGGAACCUAUGGACCAACUGGCAACCUAAAAAAAAAACAAAAAAAAAACUACACCUGUUAAUAUGUUUCUCAGUGUAUAUGUUUCUUUUUCUGCAUUUGACUGUGUUGACUGUGACUGUAAUAUGUGGUGAACUCUUAAGUUUGGAGCCAUGUCAGUGAUGCAUUCAUAGUGUGUGGAAAGUAUCAAAUUCUAAUAAAGAUUUUUUUAUAUUUUUA